AUGAUAUAUUCUCUUUUCGGGGAUGGUGUUUUGACAAAUAAGUUGAAGCAUAAUUGCUAUAAAAUAAAAUUGAGAAGUUUGAAUGAAAAGUUUACGUGCAAUUUCGAAGUCCUAGAUCAAGCUACAAUUUACGACAAUGUUCGGCCUGUGUGUAAAGGCCCUUGGAUUAAAGAGCUAGAAGAAAAUGGCAUAAUUUUAACAGAUGUCGCGGUUCAUUGCGAAACCAUUCAUAUUCUCGUCGGAGCCGACAUAAUGGGAAGGUUGUUAACCGGAAAUAGGAAAAUUUUGUCUUCGGGUCUCGUUGCUGUAAAAACUAGUUUAGGAUGGACAUUAAUGGGUAAGGUGCCAGUAGAAGAAGCUCCUAAUGAAAACUUAGCAAUGGCGGUGACAUCAAUGUUUAUAAAUGAAGCUGAAGUUUCAAGUCUAUGGAGAUUGAAUUUAAUAGGGAUUAAUGAUCCUGUAGAAAAGAAAUCUAAACAUAAGAUUGAUCUUCAGACCAAAGAACAUUUUUUAAAAACAGUUACAGUAAAUAAUGAUGGUCGGUAUGAAAUUUGCUUACCUUGGGCUGAUGAUAAAUCAUUUUUACCUGAUAAUUUUAGUUUAGCUAAAAAGAGGCUCGAGUACACUACUUCGAAACUUUUAGCUAUGAAUUUGUAUCAACAAUAUGAAAAUGUAUUUUUAAGUUUGAUUGCUGAAGGCAUCAUAGAAAUUGUGCCCACUUCUGAAGUGAACUCUUAUGGUAAUUACUUACCUCAUCGCCCUGUCCUAAAGGCAAGCAGCAGUACCACACCUAUUCGUCCAGUGUUUGAUGCUUCAGCGAGGUUCAUAAACCAUCCUUCUCUAAACCAAUGCUUGCAGUGCGGUCCUAAUUUAAUCGAACUUAUUCCAGACGUCCUACUGCGAUUCAGAGAGCGGCGAUAG
Messenger RNA from Stegodyphus dumicola, 921 nucleotides. RefSeq lists its product as uncharacterized. Lineage: Eukaryota; Metazoa; Arthropoda; Arachnida; Araneae; Eresidae. The record is from RefSeq and is a predicted model, not a curated record.